Messenger RNA from Acanthoscelides obtectus, 4868 nucleotides. Lineage: Eukaryota; Metazoa; Arthropoda; Insecta; Coleoptera; Chrysomelidae. The record is from the annotation of a GenBank genome assembly.
CAGAAUCUACACACAGCAUUCUAAAGAUCUGAGACAAAUAGAGGCUUCAGUUAAUUUUUUGGGCAUGAACAGUUUAACAAGAAUUUAUUAUUUCUGAUCAAAACUGAGCCCUCAUAGGUACUAGACCUGACAUGCUAAAAUUAAAUACAGACGUAGUAAUUGUGAUUCAAUGUGUGAUACAUUUCCAUAAUUUGUUAUCGAUUGGUAGUGAAAACAUAAAUGAUGCAAUUUAUGCUGUUGUUCAGCCGCCAAGGCAAACUGAGGCUGCAAAAAUGGUACAUAGCUCAUCCAGACAAACUAAAGAAGAAAAUCACCAGGGAACUGAUCACUACAAUUCUGGCGAGGAAGCCAAAAAUGUGCAGCUUUCUGGAAUGGAGAGAUCUCAAAAUCGUCUACAAACGGUAUGCAAGCCUGUACUUCUGCUGUGCUAUAGAACAGGAUGACAAUGAACUUCUUACUCUUGAAAUCAUCCAUCGCUAUGUGGAACUGCUUGACAAAUAUUUUGGAAGUGUAUGUGAGCUGGACAUCAUCUUCAACUUUGAAAAAGCCUACUUUAUCCUGGAUGAGCUUCUUCUGGGAGGGGAGGUUCAAGAAACCAGCAAGAAGAAUGUUCUGAAGGCUAUUGCAGCUCAGGAUCUGCUUCAAGAGGACGAGGCAGUAGAGGGAGCUUUACGGGAUAUCGGGUUGCUGUAACAACACCUAGCUUCUCAUACCAAUUUAUUACCUCUUAAAAAGUGUUUUGUCAUGUCAACAUUAGUUCCUAAACGUCUGACCGUUGAAAUCGGUACUUCCAAUUAAUCUGUUAGCAGAAUCGCAGAACAUAGCCAUGGAAAUGCUAACCGUCCUUCUGUUGUGCUUCAGUAACCCCGAUAGUUUACAGUAAAACAUUGCUAAAUGUGUUACAAUAUAUACUGUGCGAAUCAUUUAUGGUUGAGGUCGGCCGAGUUUCAAUGUAUACGUCAGGGUGAAUCGAGUGAAACGUACUACGUGCAUGUAAGAAAGAGUGGUCACGAAGCACUCUUUCUAACUCCUUCUAACAUGUGUUGCACGCUUAUCUGUUGUUCACAUUGAAACUCGGCCGACCUUAUCCGUAACUGAUUCGUAUGGUAUAUAAAUUAAUUUAGAUUACAUUUGUUGAGAAAGCCUAAAGGAAUUGAUAAAUGAGAACAGGUCAUGAAAAUUUUCUCGAUGCAUAGCACUGAUUUUUAAGAUGCUGUGAUGUAGACACGCCUUUACUAUUUUGAAGGUAUAUGAAUCCUUAGAUGUCAUUUUAAUAGUAUUGAAUGUAUACCACAUUUAACAAUUUAUUCCUGGUAGCAAUAGAAUGCAAUGCUAGUCAAGUUCAAUAAAUAGGAUAAAAUCGCUCUUUCUAGCAUUUUUAAAUGGUUAUGUUGUGUGAUUCAUUUUUCAUCAUUCCAUAUCUGUUUGCCAAAUAUUAACAACUGCCCAUAUUUUUAUAAUAUAGCAUUUAUAUAGUAUUUUUUUAAAACAUAGCACACAUCAUACAUGCAGAAUUGAACAAUUUACCCUUAGUUUGGAUGAUUAUCUUUUCUUAUUUGUGAUUUUUGACUUUAAAGACAACAAAUUAUGACCUUUUUAUAUAACAGAAUCAUGAAACAGUUCAAAAAUCAUCUUCAAGAAAAGGUGGUAAUGAUAAUGAAUAAUUUCAUAAGUAAUAUCCAUGAGAGCAAAUAUACGAUAAUCUUAUUGGCUCCUGGCAUCACUAGAAAGCUUUUUCAAUAUAUAGAGGUUUCUUUAAUUUAUUAAUUAAACGAACUCAUGAAUUUUUCAGUUCACUUAUAACUCUCUGGACCAUGAUUUCUUUCGCGUAAGUAACCCGCCUUUGAAGCGACACGUUUUGAAUGACGUCAUACAUAUACAAAAAUAUAUAAAAACCUUGUUCGUUUUUCUGUGCAAAAUCUAUAGCCAAAUGCUUAACUGAUAUAAAUAAUAUUAAAUACUUGGCAACCACGCAUUUUUUGGGACAUUUCUAAGAAAAGUUUCAGGAUAUUAAAAAAGCAAUUUGUCGAUGACCUCAAAUGUGACCUAGGUAAUGACCUAAGAGGCCAUUUGGAGGUCAAGUUUGUAAAUUCAAGCAGCAUCCACCAUUGACUAGGUCUUAUUUUAAGUCAUGGAAAAAUUACUUUUCUGAUAUCUUUCCUUGAAAUCAGUUUUUAAAAAAUGCAUUCUUGACAAGUUUUCAGGAUGUUCAUGUACUUUCCAGAUGUGACAGUAGGUCAUAAUUGAACCACUUAGACGCCUGAACUCGUGUAUGGAAAUGCACUCUACUGUAGAAUAUUGACCUCUGAGGUCAUUGCUUAGGUCAUAUUUUUGGUCUACGACAAGUUGCUUUUCAUAUAUCUUAAAACUCUAAUCAAGCCUUGUUUGAAACAAAUGCGUGGUUGUCAAGUUUUCGAGUACUUUUCAGACGUUAAAGCAAAUUGAAUCAACGCCUGAUGCAAUAUAUGAAAAUGCAUUCUGAUGUAGAAUCUCGAGCUCGACACGAAUCUGCUAUUUGCAUUUACAAAAUUGACCUUCACAUGACCUCUAAAGUUUAUGCCUAGGUCAUACAUGACUUCAUCGAGAAAAUUGCUUUAUUGAUAUCCUGAAACUUUUUGAAACCUUUUUUCCAAAAAUGCGUGAUUGCCAAGUUUUUGGUGUGUCCGGCUAUUUAAUAUAUAAAACAUAAUUUUCUUCAAUAUUCUUUUGAUCAGUCCGACUAGAUAUGACAUUAUUCUUGAAGAUCUACUGAUAGAAUGAAGAAGCUUUCUAGAAACAGGCCGCUCUAAAUUCUAGUCAAUCCUGUUUCCUUCAAAUCUUAUGAGAUAUGAUCUUGAUCUACCAUUAUUCGGAUUGUGCCAUUAGUAUUGUAGUAUGAGAAAAACUAUAAUGGUUGAUAUACACACCUUUUUAUAUCCAUAUUAGCUUUUGCACCAAACUGUUUACUAAUAUAAAAUAUUCAAAUACUAUGUGGAACCUUGCCAAUGAAUUUAUAAUAGUUUUUGCUUAGUAUGUAGUUUCUAGUUGUAGUUGUAUUUUUUUACUAUUAAUACAUAGUUCACGUUGCAAAAUUUUUAUUUAACUCCACCACUAACACCUUAAAGAUACACACCCAUUGAGGAGAAGGGAAGCGAAACUCCCGGGCACUGGAGCGUUUCGAAGCGAAGUCACUUCUGACGGUAAAUUUCGCCGCGGCUCUUUUCGCGUCGCAUCGCCUCAGUGGGAGUGCAGCUUUAUACAAUUAUUCACGGGGAAGGGAUAUUGCUUACUGCACUUUUUUCGCAAGUUUUUAUCAAUGCAACACGGAAUAUUACGGAUUUGAAUUCGACAGUCUUGGAAUUCUUUUAAUCGUAUCUUUUUUGUUAACAGUAUUACGCAUGUGACGAUUCUCAUGAUUAAAUAUUGCCUUUGGUGACAGACAUUUUGGUUGUUGGACCUCAAGGAAUGCUUUUACUAACUUUUCGAAUGCGUACUGUAGUGAAAGUGAAUGUGUUAACUUAAAAAAAAAAUCGGUAUCAGCAUGACAGUGGAUAAAGAAGACUUGUAUCGAAGUUACGUGGGUUGCUGACAUAGUAUCAUAGGUAUGUGAAAUGCAUUUAUAUCUUUUUAUCCACUGUCUUGUUGAUGAACGUUUGCUUAUGAUCUAAUUAUUGACUUUUUCUAGGAGGAAACUCCGCAAGGAUUCUUCGACGACCAUGGUCUGGGUUAAGAAGGAUUUUUAGCACUUGGGCUAACUUUUAUGGUUUAUGAAUUUUUAGCGAUAGUUUAAGAGUAUUAAUAAUUAUAAUUAUUGUAUGAUAUAAAUUAUUGUACGUUUUAUAGUUUUGAUGGGACAUGUACCUUAUCAUAACUGGGUCGAUAGAAUUGGUCUGCAAUUUUUUGUCGCUCGAUCUAUCGGUUGGGUUAUCUGAAAUAAUAUUAAUAAUUGAAAUUUGCGAUCUCUAUGAAGUUUAAGACAAUAAUCAAAAUUUAUAAGUAACAAACAAGCAGUUUCUUGAAAUGUAAGUUUUUUUUUACGAUAUCAGUAUUUUUCAAGAGAAAAAUGAUGUUUUAGGAAUACAUUCUUUGUUUGUUUUGUGUACCAUUUUACCUCUCAUCAAAACUGGAUAACUAAUAGUAGAUUGAAUACAAUAAUAGUCACUCGAAAAUGAGACCGUGUUGCAUUUCAUAUGAAAACUUAUGCUCACUAACAUGACGCUCGAGAGAAUUUUCAACCAUGAAUAAAAACAAUGUCUUUGAUCGGUUGAGCGAUUAAAUUUUAGAUUUUAAAGACUAUAUUAAAUGUUUGUGACGGAAAUGACGCCAAAGGUGCAUCAGUGCUUCAUUUUGUGAAAGAUUGGGUUGUCGAUAUGAGCUAACUCGCCUUUGUGAUAGAUGUAAUGAGCACUGUCACUUGUCACUCCUGGAUUAAAAAAAAAGCGAAUUAAAAUUAAAUCAAAUGACCAAUGUAAUUGUAUUUGUGUUUUUUUUUUAAAUGCAACAUGUGAUCUGGAAGAAAUAUUUAGUUCAUAUAUUCAUCUUUCCUCUUAUACAGUUAAGGUGUUCAUUUUAGGUAUUUGACAUGUGCAAUAUAUUAGAAAAGCGUGUGUAUCAUUGUUUGCAGAUGGCAAAUCGAAAGUGCGCGAGACAGCAGCUCAGCAUUGUGACGAUGCAUUGAUCACCUGAAAGUCGCGCGAAGUUUCGAUUUUCCAUGUUUGUACGUAUAUCAAAAAGUAUUAGAAAAUUGUGUAUUGCGUGCUCAAUAUUUGUUUUUCUUUUGGACUGAUCGAAUAUUAUUUUGUGAUUGUUAGAAUUUACGAUAACCUUAGUGUGUCUUGAUGUUAUUUUUAUACACUUGUAUUUUGUUCCCGUAAAAUAAAGGUAGCUCA